AUGCCGCCGCAAAAGCAGGAUAAGAAGAAAGGAGGACAGUCAGCUCCUCGAACAGAUCCCUUCAUUGGAUCCAGGCUUGUGCUCGGGCUGACUUCUCACAAUAUUAACGAUUUCCUGCCUGAGAAAGACAUUGCUUUAGUGAUGUUUUACGAUCCAAAUGACCCACAAUGUGAGUGGUCUAAGAAGCAUUUUCUCAAGGCGGCCAAGACAACCGUCAGAGAAAACCACGCCUAUGCGGCCAUCGACUGCACCCAGCAGGAUGAACUGUGCGAGACGGAAGGAGUCACUUCUCUUCCAUCUUUCAAGCUCUAUUCAAAGGGCAAGGUGUUUGGCGUCUACGACAGACCUAGAGAGUUUGUCUAUUUCACGAUGAGGAAGUUCGUCGAGAACGCUCCGCUGCUAACAGAACCCCAGCGCCCUAAACGGCCAUGUUGA
Messenger RNA from Candidula unifasciata, 435 nucleotides. The record is from the annotation of a GenBank genome assembly. Lineage: Eukaryota; Metazoa; Mollusca; Gastropoda; Stylommatophora; Geomitridae.